This is a messenger RNA of Malus domestica (apple), 438 nucleotides long. Lineage: Eukaryota; Viridiplantae; Streptophyta; Magnoliopsida; Rosales; Rosaceae. The record is from RefSeq and is a predicted model, not a curated record.
AUGUGGGUGCAGAUUCAUAAAGUGCCGCCACUGAGUAUGACGGCUGCAGUUGCUAUGGAAAUUGGAGAAAAGCUUGGCAAGGUGGUAUGGGUGGAUAAAUCGGCUAGCAGAGAAUGCAUUGGAAGAUUUCUACAAGUUCGUAUCAAGUUUAACCUUCAGGAACCAUUGAUGCAGGGGAUGAUGGUCACGUUUUCAGAUGAAGGACGUGUCUGGGUACAAUUGCAAUAUGAAGGGCUGCGUAAUUAUUGCUUUUACUAUGGCAAACUUGGUCAUGUAAGCCGGGUUUGUAAAACACAUGGUUUGCAUGAGUUGCAUGGCUUAGGGGAGGAAGAUGAAUCACAGAAUAAGAGAGGACAAUUUCCAUAUGAAGGUUUGGAGGCUCGAUGGGAUUUGCAAGGAAGUGUGAUCCAUUCACCGUCUCGUCGAUCAACAAGCUAA